Messenger RNA from Glarea lozoyensis ATCC 20868, 774 nucleotides. Its product is annotated as Thioredoxin-like protein. The transcript is spliced from 2 exons. Gene Ontology annotation, biological process: cell redox homeostasis; cellular response to oxidative stress. The coding region runs from base 1 to 774 and encodes 257 amino acids. Gene Ontology annotation, molecular function: thioredoxin peroxidase activity. Lineage: Eukaryota; Fungi; Ascomycota; Leotiomycetes; Helotiales; Helotiaceae. The record is from RefSeq and is a predicted model, not a curated record. Gene Ontology annotation, cellular component: cytoplasm.
AUGCCUCGCGAAUUAAGAAAGAGAAAGGCGCCCGCUACUGAACCUGAAAUCGCUCCUGCGACCAAGAAGAAGCCUGCUACUAAGAAGGGCCCUGUCGCGACCGCUGUCGCGAAGGUCCAAGAGGUCGCAGAAAACGUCAAAGAUGCCGCCGAAGAAGUUCUGGCACCCAAAGCAGCACCCAAGGCUAAAUCCAAUGGAAAAGUAAGCGCGUCAAAAGUUGAGGUCGGAUCAGUCAUCGAUCUCGAGGGCUUUGGAGGAGAAAUUGAGACGCAUGAAGGAGAGAAAACUAGCCUCAAGAAGUUGGUCGGCGAGAGCAAAGCUGGCGUUGUUCUUUUCACCUACCCAAAGGCAUCGACUCCUGGAUGUACCAAACAAGCUUGUCAAUUCCGUGACCAGUACACCCUCUUGACAGCAACCGGACUCUCAAUUUACGGGCUUUCCAAAGACAGCCCAAAAGCGAACUCGACAUUCAAGGAGAAGCAAAAGCUUCCUUACCCUCUUCUCUGUGACCCUAAAGGUACUCUUAUCAAAGCCAUCACCCUGUUGAAGUCAGAUGGCAAGAUCACGAGAGGCGUCUUUGUCAUUGACAAGUCUGGAAAGAUCUUUGCUGCUGAAGGCGGGUCUCCCUUGGGCACAGUUGAGGUUGUCGAGAAACUGAUCAAAUCUGGCGAACUCACUGGGGGCACCGCCGAAGGUACUAAUGCUGCCUCUGAUGAGGAGGUUGCCAAGGUAGCUGCUCAGGUUGCUGAUACUGCAGAGAAACUGGAUGGCUAG